AUGACUGAAUUGGAGAAGAAGAUUCUGAAAGCUACUGAUCCAACAUUGACUGGGGACAACUGGCAGUAUAUUUUAGAUACUUGCGAUUGCAUUACGGCGAACCCAGAAACAAACACGAAGGAGGCAAUAAAGCUUAUCAAGACGAGACUUACCCUUAAAGAUGCAAAUGUCAUUUUACGUACUUUGACCUUGAUCAUUGCCGUGGCUGAAAAUUGUGGAUCUCGGAUGAAGCAGGAAAUUGCAUCGACAUCUUUUCUUCAGGAGUCACUAAUCAGGAAACUAGGGGACAGGAGAUUGCAUAGGCUGAUCAAGUUUCGAAUUGCUGAAGUUAUUCUGCAAUUAAACGACUCGUUUGAUUCUGAUCCUUCAUUAAAGCCUAUAAGGAACGCUUAUGAGACUAUAAAGGUGAAAUAUCCCCAGUAUUUAAGUACACCACCUGACAAACCCGAAAAGAAGACCCUUUCCCGCGAAGACCGAAAGAAUGAAGAGUUAGAAUUGGAAAGAGCACUCAAGCUUUCAGUUCAAGAAUAUGAAAGACAGAAGACUGAACGAAGAAUAACUGAAGAUCCUAAUUCAGGCACUGUAACUGAAGUACUGAAAGGCAACAACGAUAUUACUGGUCAUGCUACAAACGCGCCAACUAAUGACCAGGCGAGGGGGGUGAAUCAAGAUCUGCCUACCUCUACAAUUUCUAAUGUCAAGAAGGUUUGCGCAUUGUAUGAUUUGAUUUCAUAUGAGCCUGAUGAACUUUCCUUUAAAAAAGGCGACAUCAUUACUGUCAUUGAGUCUGUGUAUCGGGACUGGUGGAGGGGAAUGCUUCCAGACGGUAAAGUUGGUAUUUUUCCUUUGAACUAUGUAACUCCAGUGAUACCCAAAUCCGCAGAAGAAGAAGCAAGAGAGCUUGCAUUAGAAACGAGGCUCGUGAAUAUAGACUCCAAGAAGGUCGAAAAAUUGCUUGCUCUUUUGUCUGCGAAUCCUGAAUCUGUUAGUGAAGACGAAGUAACGGCUCUAUAUAAUGAGGUCAUUCCUUUGAAAACAACGUUGGCGUUGUUAAUUGAUAAGUACAGCAGUCGAAAAGACGAACUUGCUGCUUUGCAUGAUCAAGUAAAUGCAGAAACCAAGCUUUACGAUAGCUUCGUUGAUCAAAUUGUGAAUCUACGAGCAGCUCCUCAUGCUGUGGUAAACAGUUCAUACCCUGCUCAAUCUUCUGGUGGCAGAAACAAUGGCUCAUCGUUUAACUAUCUAGAACAACAGCCAACCAGUGCUGGAUUUGGGAAUUCUGAUUAUGCGCGAUUUCAGUACGCUCAACCUCUGGGAUCCUCUCCAAGUCAGGCACCUGUAACCACGUUUACUGGUGAAAGUCCGAGUACUGAAAACCAAGGAUUCCUGCAUCACUCUCACUUUCCGCCUGUGAAGAAUAUCCGCUAG
Messenger RNA from Clavispora lusitaniae ATCC 42720, 1428 nucleotides. It is a transcript of the gene HSE1, whose product is annotated as ESCRT-0 subunit protein. Gene Ontology annotation, molecular function: ubiquitin binding; phosphatidylinositol binding. NCBI's taxonomy places the organism in Eukaryota, Fungi, Ascomycota, Pichiomycetes, Serinales, Metschnikowiaceae. The record is from RefSeq and is a predicted model, not a curated record. Gene Ontology annotation, biological process: protein transport to vacuole involved in ubiquitin-dependent protein catabolic process via the multivesicular body sorting pathway. Gene Ontology annotation, cellular component: ESCRT-0 complex.